This is a messenger RNA of Magallana angulata, 1719 nucleotides long. RefSeq lists its product as uncharacterized. The coding region runs from base 181 to 1185 and encodes 334 amino acids. Lineage: Eukaryota; Metazoa; Mollusca; Bivalvia; Ostreida; Ostreidae. The transcript is spliced from 5 exons. The record is from RefSeq and is a predicted model, not a curated record.
GCGAGAACCAACCGUGCACAAACCAAGACUGACUUUCUCAAUGAUGGCGCUUUUUGUUGGUCACGACGCGAUCCUCUUCAAAUUCAGGAUCAGUCACAACCAAGAUUUGACAGACCAGUCAGGAAAGAGCCUCAGGUCAAGCCAAUCGACAAGUAUGCGCCUCCUGACUACCUUACCAUCAUGUAUCACCCGACACCGACUCUAGAGGACCUGGGACUGACCAGCUAUUUGGACAGUCCCCCCUCGUCACCGAGAGCUAUGUCACCCGUCAGAGACUCUGAGCAGAUUGUGACAGCGGCAACUACCGAGUCUGAACAAACUGACAAAACAACGGCUGCAAGCUGUAAGCAGACCGAUGCAAUAACGACAACUAGUUAUAAGCAGACUGAUACAAAAGCUGCAGGCUCUAAUAUAACUGAUACAUUACUUCCUUGGAAGCUGAUAAGGAUCACCAUCCCAGAUCAGGACGUCAAGCCGGCUGUACAUCUAGAAGGAAGUCAUGUUGUUGAUCCACGUCUUCUGUUUGGGAGACGAUCAAGGGGACAACUCACUAAGAGGGAAGACAGUGUUUGUGUGGGACAAUCACACUCACAACUCGCUAACAGGGAAGGCAGUGUUUGUGACACACGCCAUGGUUUGGCUGCCUUGCAAUCUACGGCUCACCGAUCCCUGGAGUCUCAGUCGUCUGCUUUGACUAGACCAAACGAGGCAAAGAGAAAGGGGCAGGGGCCUAAUGUAGCUGAGGGACCCAAGAAAAAUUUGUGUGUCUGGUCAACAGUUGCUGAGCAGUACGUGACAGAGACUCGUCAGUCUGAUAACCAAGAGGCAAGGCGUGACGCAGCGUACAGACGCUACAGCAGUGACGGGCGUCCACGCAUGCAUCAACAGUCAUAUGACGCAGAGCGUCACCAGGCUAACAUCAAGUAUCAAACACAGCUUGCAGGAGAAGAGUCAUACGAUGAGAUGUUAGCUCAUCAGAAAGCCAGGCAUUACGAGCGGCGCCAAUACCUGAAACCUGAUUAUCAGUUUUUGAAACAGACCAAUAGCGUCAGCUACACCUUGAACACUAAUUCAGACAAGGUCCCACAAAUUUCCGGACCCGCUGUCUCUCUGGACCUGUUUGGUGGGAUGUCGCCAUUUAGUUGUUGGAAUCGGACAGUCCCGGAAGACCCGAGAUUUUCCUAACUUCCGGUCUCUCUAAUGUUGAGCUAAUCUUGGAGUCUUAACAACUUUUUAAAAAUCUGUUUCAAGGAGAUUUUAGAUCUGAACGGCUCUAAAAACUGAACUACUGUGUCUUUCAUGACUGUUUUGCUUCCUUAACAAGCAAUCUGUGAUAUUACUGUAUGCGAUAUCUGUGAUAUCGUCUGUGACGGUGAUAAACUUUACAUGUUGUCUGUGACAACGUUCUUAUCAUUACAUUGGACACUGUGUGUCCGUCACUGUCCGCAUAAAGUUAAGGACAACUUUGUUCAGAUGGAAUAUUAAUCGGCUUAAUAUAACUAAUCUGUGAUAUCGACUUUGACUGUGAUAAACUUUACAUUUUGUCUGUGACAUCGUUUUUUUAUCAUUACACUGGACACUAAGAUCCGGAUGAAGUAACCGGUCAACUUGAUUCAGAUGGAAUUUCAAUCUGCUUAAUUCUACCAAUCUGUGAUAUCGUCUGUGACAGUGAUCAACUUUACAUGAUGUCUGUGACAGUGAUCAACUUUACAUGAUGUC